AUGACUGUCUUCAAGGAUUCCACGGCCUGCAAACAACGCGAUCCACAAGGCAAACAACACGAGCUAGGAACCAAUAAGGCCGGUAGCUUCCGUGGAUCUACAGGUGAAUAUCAUGCCUCCGAGGAUCCGUACGCCUUCGCGGGAGCCGCCCCACUGCCCAAGACUGCAUACUACACAGUGCAUGCAGAAAUCCAGGUGCUACCCCACAAAUACUAG
Penicillium coprophilum is the source of this 216-nucleotide messenger RNA. RefSeq lists its product as uncharacterized. Lineage: Eukaryota; Fungi; Ascomycota; Eurotiomycetes; Eurotiales; Aspergillaceae. The transcript has 2 exons. Bases 1 to 216 code for a protein of 71 amino acids. The record is from RefSeq and is a predicted model, not a curated record.